Molecule: messenger RNA, 327 nt
Organism: Meloidogyne enterolobii
Lineage: Eukaryota; Metazoa; Nematoda; Chromadorea; Rhabditida; Meloidogynidae
Source: the annotation of a GenBank genome assembly
AUGGUAGAAAGUGCUAAAAAUGAUGGUGUGAUCAAAAAUGAUGCUCAGGCAAAGCGUUUUGAAUGCAAAAGAAUCUAUGGAAAGAACUUGGUCAAUAACCCUCUUCAUCUUAUUCAAUCCACUUCAUCUGAUGUUCCACUUCCCAAAAGCGAAUUUUCUACUCCAAAAAACAAUCAAAAGAAUAUGUGUGAAUUCGGCUACCUCCUAAACACAAGUCAAUUUGAAGUUGAAAAAAUUUUAGACAGACGUGUUGUAGAAGGCAAUAAGGUUGAAUAUUUGAUUAAAUGGAAGGGUUAUGAUAAUUCGAGAGACAAUACUUGGUAUUAA